UCGAAUGGUUUAAAAAUCUGUCCGUCAGCUACUGUAACAGUUAAAGGAAUAUAUAUCUUUCCCCUCCUGCUCUUGGUGGACUACUGAAGUCCGGUGUAAAUGCAAUAGUUUGUUUGUACCACACGUCAUUUUGAAAAACGAGCGUUAUUGUGCUUCCCGAAGAAAGGACUGUUUGGCGCGCGCGCACACAAGCGACUCGUUUUUGACGUGCUCGGGAACCCCAAGGACCAUGCCAGAAAAACCGACCAUGGAGGAUUUAGACGAGCAGUAUAUUCUGCUCGAGACUAUAGGCUCAGGCGGUUUCGCCAAGGUGAAGCUUGGCAUUCACAUUUUGACAGGCGAGAAAGUCGCUGUAAAGAUAAUGGAUAAGCACUCCCUUGGCGAUGACUUGCCACGAGUGAAGCUUGAGAUAACAGCGUUGAAGGACCUCAGUCAUCAAAACAUCUGCAAGCUCUACCAGGUUAUUGAGACAAGCACCAAGAUAUACCUUGUACUGGAGUAUUGCCCCGGAGGUGAGCUUUUUGACUACAUUGUUGAAAAGGAGCGGCUAAGUGAAGAAGAGGCGAGACAUUUCUUCAGGCAGAUAGUCUCUGCCGUGGCGUACAUUCAUUCCAAGGGAUACGCUCACAGAGAUCUCAAACCAGAAAACCUUCUCCUGGAUGAGAACCACAACCUAAAGCUGAUUGAUUUUGGACUUUGUGCAAAGCCCAAGGGAGGAAUGACCACAAACUUGGAGACAUGCUGUGGGAGCCCUGCAUAUGCUGCGCCGGAGUUGGUUAUGGGACAAGAGUACAUUGGGUCCAUGGUGGAUAUCUGGAGCAUGGGAGUGCUUCUGUAUGCACUGCUAUGUGGAUGCCUUCCCUUUGAUGAUGAGAAUGUAGCUGUCCUGUACAGGAAAAUUCAGCAAGGGGAAUAUGACUGUCCGUCGUGGCUGUCCGACAGCAGUGUGGAGCUACUGUCUGAAAUGAUGACUGUGAUCCCUGACAAGCGCAUUGCAAUCACUCAGCUGCUUAACCACCCAUGGAUGGUCAAAGGGUAUGGGAACCCAGUGAGUGCCAAGAGCACAUACCGGUUGUCUGUUCUUGAUGAUGAAGUGGUUACAGAGCUGGCUGUCAGUUGUGGUCGUUCCAAAAGUUCUGUUGUUGUGGAGCUUUCUCAGUGGAGGUACGACUACAUGACUGCCACUUACCUGCUACUAGUCUUGAAGAAAAGUCAGGGCAAGGUCUUGAGGCUUGCGUUUCCAGACUCCCACCCCAAGCAAAGGAUGUCAUGCUCACGCAAGCUGGCCCUGGAAGAGCCUGUGAAGAUUGCGCUUCCCACGUCACCUCUUCGCAACUCCCUGGAAAAUGGGUUGGACAAUGCCCAACUGUUGUCACUGGGCAGUCCCCCGCUGCGAAGUAUUGACAAUGAUCUCAGCAAUUAUGAUCUAGAAGCAUCAGCUGUGGAAGAGCAGCUCAUGCAGUCCAGUGUGCCAAUGGAUGUGGACAGCAGUGACAAGGAGAACUUUGCCCAGCCACGUGUUCCAACUCCAAAGCGAAGAACUAACAAGGCUGUACAGGAGGCAGCAGUUCCCGCACAGCGGUUACAGGUCUCGCACAACGGUGCAAACGUUUCCGGCCAGAGCACACCGGUUACCAAAAGCCGACCUCCAUCGGCUGACGCGGAGUUUCGACAGAGCCCGCUACGAACUCCUGAUGGCGGCCGAUCGGCGGUGGCGGCAUCGGUGGUGCGGACACCCGAUGUGACCAGGCUGGCCGAAGCAGCGUCCUUCUCGCACCGCGGCAGCUCGGCCAAGCGCGUGUUUGGCUCCAUCGAAAAAGGCUUGGACAGGAUGCGCCUGAUGCUGACACCUCGCCGGAGGCUGGGUUCGGCCGCCGGCUCCCACGAGGCACCCAGGAAGGUCAAGGUGAUGCAGAACGUCUCUACCAUGCCGGCGGUGUUGACCCCCGACCAGGUUCUGGAUUCCCUGCGCACAGCUCUGCUCCGCAAAGGCAUCAUCUGCAAGCAGAACAGGUACACCCUCCGGGGCAAAGUUCGUGACGACUGGGGCAAGGUACAGCUGACGUUCGAGCUGGAGGUGGUUCAAGUGCAGCAGCCCGAAUUGCUGGGCAUUCGGCGCAAGCGGCUCACCGGCGACGCCUGGCAUUACAAGCGGGUCUGCGAGGAAGUGCUCAAGAUCAGGGCGGCUUGAGCGGAAACGCGUCUCGUGUUACUGCGGGCCACCGUCUACGUCACGCUUCCCUCGUUGGCAUCCAUCGGCUUUGAUUUUUUUUUGGUCAACUCGCUUUGCCUUUGUGGCUUUCUCCAUUUGCACACUAUCUGCACUUCCUUUCGGUGGAGAUGCCGCACUGGCCUUGCCUGGCUGGUUCCUAGUAAAUAAAGCUGAAAGCCGGCAUGCCGAUCCACCACAACCUCUUCGCUGUUUCGCUCGAAACGAGCUGUCAAUAUAUAGAGGGUUCAACAACUGGCGUGGUGUAUCGCGGCAACCUGGCGGGGCAGGUAGAGCGUAAACUCACUGCCAUUGUUAUCCUUCUUCCAUAAGGGGACCAAUGCUCUAUUCCAUGCAAACGAGAUACGAAGUAAAAUAUUCAUAUGUGAUCUCAUAUCUACCUUAAUAAGAAGUUGACAGUGUUCGUGCCUUCUCGGUCGCGUUUGAAUAUUUCCAGUUUGCGUUUCGAUUGCCUGUGACUGUCUGAUUAAAGAUGUGUUUCGAUAGUUGCACCGACAGAUGCAGUUCGCCACUUGUGUUGCGUGCAUGAUUACGUGCAUCGGUGGUCAGGUGUGCAGUUAAACCGGGAAACCGAGUUUCGCCUACAGCUCAGUGGGAGGAGCGUGCCACGUCACGAAUGGAUUCCAAAAUAUGUAAUUUAGCGAGUGCGGCUGACGAGAAAAUUGCUCGCACAGUUUCUCAUUUAGUGGUGCGUGCUAGGCUAAAUGCUACAAGUAUACGUGAAGCGAUAUGCUUUAAAGCUCAUAUUUCUAUGUAUACAUUUACUGUUUUUUCAACUGCAGCACUCUUUUUUUAGGCUUUUUACUGUAUCGAAUAUUUACCGCGGACAUGUUAUAUCUGUCAUCACGACGCAAGAUAUUGUUAGUUUGUGCUUAUUAUUUAUGUAUUGCGAGAGAAAAAAAAAGAGAGAUAACUUUGUUAUUUCUCAUGUAUACUUUUUAGAGCCCAUUGUAUUUCUACCUCUGCCCCAAAGCAGCAUAUGUAUUUUUUGUUGGAACUGUUAGUGCAUGGGGAUUCCGCUCGAGUUAUUAUUCGCCCGCCAGUGUUCAUGUUUUCGACGUGAAUUGAUGCUAUCAGCGUACAGUGUUCUAAGACGGCCAUUUCACGUGCUGUCCUACGUUUCGUGUCAAUCAACGUCUGUAUGCGUAUGUAUGCAUGCGGUUCCGUGUAUAUGCGUGUUUUGACCGAGUAAGAGGUGCGUUCUUUGUAAUAUAUAAACUGUUGUUUUUGUAGCUUGCCUUCUAAUGCGGCCUUGUAUGCGCGGUGGCGUGGACGGGUCGAGAUAAUUGCUCUUGAGGGCGAAUCGUGUCACUCGUUGCCUAAUAUUGUUAGCCUUAUAGCCACGUUUCGUGUGUGACACGGUAUCGCGGAAAGGCGCGGUGUGAAUUAAAGCUGGUUUUUGAGGCCGUCCCUUCCUAUCCUGCUUUGAGCCACUGAAAGCCAGUAUGCAUUUUUUUUUUAAGUUUUUACCUCGCUCAUUUCUCUUAUCGCCACUGUGCGAGUAUUAAUCCUAGUCUUAAAAUAUGAGACUCAAUCUUGUUCUAGGAACUUUCUGCCAGCGUUCUUUUUUUAUUUGAAUAAACUUUUU
Rhipicephalus sanguineus (brown dog tick) is the source of this 3818-nucleotide messenger RNA. RefSeq names its product maternal embryonic leucine zipper kinase. The record is from RefSeq and is a predicted model, not a curated record. Gene Ontology annotation, molecular function: ATP binding; tau-protein kinase activity; protein serine/threonine kinase activity. The transcript is spliced from 15 exons. Gene Ontology annotation, biological process: protein phosphorylation; microtubule cytoskeleton organization; intracellular signal transduction. The coding region runs from base 230 to 2191 and encodes 653 amino acids. Lineage: Eukaryota; Metazoa; Arthropoda; Arachnida; Ixodida; Ixodidae. Gene Ontology annotation, cellular component: cytoplasm.